Molecule: messenger RNA, 2444 nt
Organism: Ostrea edulis (European flat oyster)
Lineage: Eukaryota; Metazoa; Mollusca; Bivalvia; Ostreida; Ostreidae
Product: myosin-6-like
Exons: 2
Coding region: 56-2266 (736 amino acids)
Molecular function (GO): protein binding
Source: RefSeq, a predicted model, not a curated record
UUUCUCAUUUGACCAUCAUCAUUAUGAACGCACUGCACGUUUGUCUCCAAAUAUCAUGAAAGCUAAAAUGUUAAACUUGGCUAUAUUUUUCGUAGUUUUGGUCUUUCCUUUAGCAUCGAAUGCUGUAACGGAAGACAGAUCUAAUCCUCUGACGUCAUCGAUCAGUGAUUAUGAGCGAUUGCGUCAACGCGUCUCCCGGGAAUCGAUGAUCACCACCACGGUGAUGAAUAGCGUCAACGUGCUGCAGUUAGAGGUGUCUACGAUUCUGAGGGAACAGAGGCAACAGAAUCAGAACAUAAAGCUCCUUAUACAACAGGUGGCGGCCCUGUCGAAACUUAACACUCAGCUGAAUUCCGAACUGAUUGAAGUUAAGCUGAACUUAAGUGAGUCCAAUACGAAUAUGAAGGAAAUGGUUGGCCAAAACAACAGGGAUAUUGAAGAAACUUCCACCAAUUUUUCGAACGAACUCGGGGAAGUUAAAAAAGAGAUUUCUCGACAGAAUAAUGACAUCGAAGUGCUUCAAGUUGACUUGAAACAGUUAAAACGCUCGGCAGUGGAUACCAGGGUCUUCCAGGAUAAAUACACUUCGGUGACGCAGGAAAUCGGCGAAAUGAAAACCGCGAACGGAAUGAACAGUCACGUGAUUGAGGAAUUACAGAGCGAAGUUAAUCAAAUAAAAGAAAGGACAUUAAGUAAAACAGAAUUCCUAGAAAAACAUUCCUUAAUCAUGGGUGAAAUGGAAGAAGUAAGACUAAAUGGCGCCAAUAAUAGUCACGUGAUUUUGGAACUUCAAAACGAGGUGGAAUCUCUUGGUGUCAAUCAAACCGAUUUCGGCGAUCAACUGUUUGAUUUGAAUGGGGAAGUGACGUCACUGCAGAAACAGGGUGAGGUGUUACAUAAAAAUCUGACUAGCACGAUGGGAAAUCUGACGUCAUUAGAUUUAAGUACUAAGGGCAUGGGCACCUUAGUAUCUGAACUUCAGGUUGACGUUAAUGUGGCACAGAAAAGUAGCAAAGACCUCGGGGACAUCGUUUUAAGAUUAACCAAGGAUCUGAUGUUUCUGCAGUCAAGCACGGCGAAGUUAAGCGAUAUCAUGGUUGGAAUUGAAAAUAACGUGACGUCACUGCAGGUAGAAAAUGAAGGUCAGGUGACUUCUCUACUGAAUUUGAAAGGCAACGUUAGCUCUGUUAAAAGUAUCAGUAGUGUAAUUCAAGGUAGUGUUAAGGAAAUGGGAAAACGUCUAGACGCUCACAAAGACAGUGGUGAAGGCAUGGCGGUUGUUAUUUUUAGAUUAACCAACAAUAUGACGUCCUUACGGGAAAGGAACGAACAGUUUGAUCGAAAUAUGAAUCACUUGAAGCAAAAUAUGACGGAACUUCAACAGAAUGAGAAAUGGUUGAAAAAAGAGGUAAUGCACAUCAAAGAAAACGUGACAGCAUUGUACGACAAGAACGCAGACUUAGAUGACAACAAUGAACAUCUAACACAGAAAAUAUUAUCUGUCCACAGAAAACACAACAAACUGGAUGAAGAACUUUUCGAUUUAAAGAACAACGUGCACGUUUACCAUGAAAGAAACAAGAAACUCGGGGACUCUCUAUUGGGACUUGGCGGGAAUAUGACGUCAAUUCAAAUGAAAUUUGACGCAUUGUAUGACGUCAUCGAUACUCUCAUGUACAACGUGACCUCCAUAGAGAGAGGAAAUGGAAGACUCGACGACGCGAUUGAUCAGCUUAGUCAUAAUGUGAAGUCCCUGCAGAAGAAGAAAGAGAGCAUCGGAGACGUACGCCCUCGCCCGUCCAGUUUUCAUUACACUGACCAGGUAGCUCUGCAAAGAGGCGUAGGUUCGCCGCGUGUAGCGUUCACGUCUCAGAUCAGUCUAGAGGGCGCUAUUUCUGACGUAAGAAGAAACCAGACAAUCGUGUUCGAUUUAGUGGAAUACAACUUAGGAGGAGGUUAUGACUCAUCAAGCGGGAAAUUCAAAUGUGAAAUUGCCGGAAGUUACGUGUUUUUCUUCAACAUCUUGACCAGGCCUCAUAUGAGACUUGGAGUGGACCUAACCAUUAAUGGAGAAACGAGAUCGGCUUGUGCGUACUCAGGGGCGGAUCCGAACUUUAGUGUAAAUGGAAGUAAUAUGGUGGUUGUGCAUUUGAACAAAGGGGACGAAGUUUGGGUCCGUGCCCAUAAGAGCCGAGAUCCGCCACCUGGUGUCAUGUUGUCAAGCUUUGCAAACAGUUUUGCAGGAUUCCUUCUAUACGAGGAUUAAUUGGGGCUCUGUAAGGUUUUAAUUCAUAAUUUCAAUGUUCAAAUAUCUUCAGACAUUUUGUGUUGUGUACAUCUGUUUGUGUAGACUGUUGUUGGCCACGUGUUUAUUUAUAUAUCAUUUUAUUUACACAUAAAGGGAUAUGGGUUCUGUUACGACCUGUAUUACGAUUUAAUAUUCA